Molecule: messenger RNA, 5743 nt
Organism: Acipenser ruthenus (sterlet)
Lineage: Eukaryota; Metazoa; Chordata; Actinopteri; Acipenseriformes; Acipenseridae
Product: protein kinase C zeta type
Exons: 18
Coding region: 122-1900 (592 amino acids)
Biological process (GO): protein phosphorylation
Molecular function (GO): ATP binding; protein serine/threonine kinase activity; protein binding
Source: RefSeq, a predicted model, not a curated record
AUAUAUAUAUAGUUUCUAAAGAUCAUUUCUCACAGAAUUCCCUCCCCCAACUGGAUUACAACAUUUGUUUGCAAUUGCACACAGCUGAUAUCUUCAUUUCCUGCUGUAGUUUUGGAGUAUCAUGCCUACCAGGCAAGCAUCCACGAUGGAUCUGCAGCAGGAUUAUGUGAAAAUUAAAACACAUUACAGAGGGGACAUGCUGAUCACAGAUCUGGAUUCCUCCUUGACGUACAGUGCGCUGUGUGAUGAGGUUCGGGACAUGUGCAGUCUACUACAGAGCCAGCCCAUCACACUCAAAUGGAUUGACAGUGAAGGAGAUCCUUGCACCAUCUCCUCCCAGAUCGAGCUGGAAGAAGCCUUCCGUCUGUACAGCAGGAACAGAAACGAGGGCCUCCACAUGCACGUGUUCCCCAGCAUUCCAGAGAAACCAGGCAUGCCGUGUCCCGGGGAAGACAAAUCAAUCUACCGUCGUGGAGCCAGAAGAUGGAGGAAGCUCUACCGCGUGAACGGGCAUCUCUUUCAGGCCAAGCGCUUUAACAGGAAAGCUUACUGUGGCCACUGCAGUGAAAGGAUAUGGGGUCUCGGAAGGCAGGGCUACAAGUGUAUCAACUGCAAACUGCUGGUCCAUAAGCGCUGUCACAAACUAGUUCCUCUGACCUGCCAAAGGCAUAUGGAUCCGGUCAUGCCAUCCCAAGAGCCGCCACUGAAUGAGAAAAACGAUGAAGUCGACCUCCCUUCAGAAGAAACAGACGGAAUUCCAUUUAUACCACACAAUCGGACGUUGGACAAAGGGGAGGAUGAUUCAGAGGAUCUCAAGCCGGUGUUGGACGGGAUCGAUGGGAUUCAGAUCUCCCAGGGGCUGGGGCUGUCGGACUUCGACCUGAUCAGAGUGAUUGGCCGUGGCAGCUACGCCAAGGUCCUCCUGGUGCGGUUAAAGAAGAACGAGCAGAUCUACGCCAUGAAGGUGGUGAAGAAGGAACUGGUGCACGAUGAUGAGGACAUCGACUGGGUCCAGACAGAGAAGCACGUGUUUGAGCAGGCCUCCAAUAACCCCUUCCUCGUCGGCCUUCAUUCCUGUUUUCAGACAGAGAGCCGAUUGUUCCUGGUUAUUGAGUAUGUUAAUGGCGGUGAUCUCAUGUUCCAUAUGCAACGGCAGAGAAAGCUUCCGGAGGAGCAUGCACGGUUUUAUGCAGCUGAAAUUUGCAUUGCUCUAAACUUCCUCCAUGAGAAAGGGAUCAUCUACAGAGACUUGAAACUGGACAACGUUCUCUUGGACUACGAGGGACACAUCAAAUUAACAGACUACGGGAUGUGCAAGGAGGGUAUAAGACCUGGUGACACUACAAGUACGUUCUGUGGGACGCCAAACUACAUAGCACCUGAAAUACUCCGGGGAGAGGAUUAUGGUUUCAGUGUGGACUGGUGGGCUCUGGGGGUCCUGAUGUUUGAGAUGACGGCUGGAAGAUCCCCGUUUGAUAUCAUCACGGACAAUCCUGACAUGAACACAGAGGAGUACCUGUUCCAAGUUAUUCUUGAAAAGCCCAUUCGCAUUCCAAGGUCUCUUUCUGUCAAGGCUGCCAGCAUUUUAAAGGGCUUUUUAAAUAAGGACCCUAAAGAAAGACUUGGGUGCCAACUGCAAACAGGAUUUUCAGAUAUCAAGUCGCACACCUUCUUCCGCAACAUAGACUGGGACCAGUUGGAGAAGAAGCAGGUGACUCCCCCAUUCAAACCGCAGAGUACAGAUGACUAUGGUUUAGAUAAUUUCGAUACUCAGUUUACCAACGAACCGGUGCAGCUAACCCCAGAUGAUGACGAUGUUAUUAAAAGAAUAGACCAGUCUGAGUUUGAAGGAUUCGAAUACAUUAAUCCCAUGCUGCUGUCGUCCGAGGAAACGGUAUGAAACAGGAGCCACUUUGUUUAACCUGCAGAUCGCAAACCUGAAUGACCUCCGUGACCAGAAUCAUUAAAAAACUUUAUGGAGGUGGAUCAUUCUCUGGAACUACUUGCAUGCAAGGAUGAGGAACUGGUGCAAGACUUUCAAGAAGAACACUAGAACUGCUGCAGAAAUAAAUAAAUACAUGCUAUAUAUAUAUAUAUAUAUAUAUAUAUAUAUAUAUAUAUAUAUAUAUAUAUAUAUAUAUAUAUAUAUAUAUAUAUAUAGCAAGGUCAGUCAGUGGUAGUCUUCCUCUAACCACUAUGUUUCCGUUUUAACUGUUUUUGGGUGUCGACGCUACCUGGCUUUGUAACUGAUGAAGAAAGCCUGCUCAUUUCGUGCCUGCUUCCAUGAAGGAUCCUAGAAUACUAAUUUCGUCCCUGGGAGAAUAUGACAGUUCUGCGCAACGGAACUUGAAUUUAUGUGCAAAUUUUUUUUUUUUUUUUUAAAUGACACUAGAUGAUCUCGUCGAGGAUGACUGGCCUUCGAACUAUACAAGAAUGUACUAUAAAUGAAGGAAAAACAAUAUACUGUAUUAAAAGUGUAAGUAGCGACUCCCGAAAUUCUAUAAUGCCUUUUGUUGACGCAAGUUGGCAUGUUAUUUAUAACCACUUUGCUGGCAAUUCCUGUACUUCAGCAACAAACAAAGGAGUUGCAUUUAACUACCAAUCUGUGUUUUAGGAUAAAGUUUAAGAAGUGCCUAACAUGACUCAAUGUCUCACAAUAUUCUUGACUGCACUUAAAUUAGUUUGAAUUAGUUAAGGUUUGACUUGUGUGGUACAGCUGAAUAGGGCUGGCUUACAAAUUUGAAGGGCCAUAUUCAUACCUGCAACCCUCCCAAUUCUCUUCCAUUUACACUCCACUGUCUCUAGUCCUUCCAAAAACCCUGAAUGGAAACAUGACACGGCUUCUUAAAGAAAGAUUGCAAUGAAAACUGGAUACUGACACUCUUUAGUCAUAUGAGCUAAAGAUUUUAUUUUUCAAAUACCUGUUUUCAAACAGAAACCUAAGGUACUAAAAAAAAAAAAAGAAAACAAACUUGUAAUUAUAUUGCAAAAAAAGAACAAAUCUAAUGAUAUACAGCUGUUUAAAUUGUACAUACUUCAAUAUACUAUUAUUAUUAUUAUUAUUAUUAUUAAUCCUGAAAUGCAUUAUGUUUGAUUAAAUGCACAACUCCUUUGUUUAAAUGACGUAUCGUCAGACUGAAGCACUUCUUUGUUUUUAUUUUUUUAUGUAAUGCUCAGUACAGAAAUCUCAGGCACUUUGUCUAAAUUAGUGAUAUGGCACUGAAUCAUUAUUGAUUAAUAAAAAGGGGGAAAUCAAUUUGGACUAUAAUGAAUGGGGGAAAAACACUGCUAUUUUUGCUGAUGUUGGUGAUCAACCCAAGUCUAUUACAACUGAUUACUGAACUUUUCAUUAAAGCGUAGCUGGGGUUUUAGUUUUCUUUUGUUUAACAAUACACACACACAUAUAUAUAUAUAUAUAUAUAUAUAUAUAUAUAUAUAUAUAUAUAUAUAUAUAUAUAUAUAAUUAUACUCUUCUGUAAAAAUCCUGGCAGUGAACUUUAACCCACUUCGAUCUCUCGGAUUGGAGCGACAGUAUCUCUUCUGUGUUUUUCUUCAAGGUUUUACAUUUUUACCCAGAAUAAAAUUAUGUAUGUUUUAAGUAACACAUUCACUAAAAGGACAAGGGUCUGGAAGAUGGGGAUUCUUCGGUCACAAAUUUCUCAUUUCAUUUUUUAGAAAUUUGAAAACUGUUUGUGUUACCCUGUACCCUAAGAAGUUACCCUGUACCCUAAGAAGUUACCCUGCCGUAACUUUGAAAACCAAAAACAUAUAUGCGUUAUAAAAUAGAUACACGGACAGAAAACAUGGUACAAUUGUGCACACAGUGACUGAAGGGGAUAUUUGCAGAAAUGAACUUGCCACGUGUUUUCCCUUUUAGCCAAUUCAAAUUUUUUUUUUUUUGUAGCAAGUUUUAAUGUGGGUGUCAUUGUUAAACAACUUCUGUCUUUUAAUAUGUUGUUAAGCAUUAUGAAUUAUAAGAUGUAAUCAAUAUUAAAAGAUGCUGUCAAUACACAUGGGGGGGAAAUGGGACACAGGCAAAAAUUCCCAUUUUAAAGACCCUUGUCCUUUACCCCUGCACAACACGAAACAAGCCAAGACUUCUUUUUUUAUUUCUGCCCCUUCCUCCCCUCUCCGGGAAUAGGCUUCAGUUAUUAGGAGCAGUUUAGUGCCCUUGAUGUCUGUGUAUGCAGGUUCUUGUGUUCCACUGGCCAGGAUUACCAAACUUUUUAUUUGAGGCUUCCUGUUGCUCUUGACAGUGCAGAGACCAGCACACAAAUAAAUUAAGGCAGUUUCCAAAAGAAAUGAAAACACGUGUUUGUGACGCUGCAGUAUGAAAGCUCAAUCACAUGGCAGCGUUUUGAAGUGUAGGAUUCUAACUGGGAUUCAAAACCAAAUAAUCAAAAUCCACCACACCUUUUAAGAGGUAGUUUUCAAAAUAAUUGGUUUAAUUGAACAUUGUUGGAUUGUGCUUUGGUACAAACUGAAUGCCCUUCCUUCUUUUAUUCCGCAAUAAAUUAGAGACAGUGGCUCCUUGGAUGAGAGAAAAAAAAAAAAAAAAAUCUAAAAAAGGCAUCAAAUUCUUUUAAUUAGUUAAUAACUAUUGCCAAAUAUUUCUGCAGUUGCAAGCUUUCUCUGCAUUUUGCUAAUUGUGGCCAAAGCAAAUUAUGUUCUAUCUACGUGCUAUAGAGGGACACUUUUAUAUUUAGAAGUAUUAAUUUUAUAAAUUAUAUGAUAUAAUUAAAUAUGUGACGAAAAAAACAAAAUCUUAAAAAGAAGAUUUGAGAUUGGGUCUGGUUCUGGUGUACUGUGGUCUUAAUGAACCUUCUAGAUACCUUGACGAUUGUAAAACAGUAAACAUGUUCAAUGUAGUUAUUUUGUAUAUUAUGUUGGUUGGAUUAUGGAUGUGAGUUGUACCUAUUGUUUGCCUAUUCUCAAAAUUUAAGCAAAUUUAAACUGGAGGCCUCUGGCCACUUUCUAUUGUGCAGAGAAAUGGCAAAACUAAUACAUAAUAUUCUUGCACAUCGAAAUUAAAGACUUUGACGAACAAAUACAUAAAAAUGAAGGUCGUGCUGUCAUUGAAUAACUGCAGUGUCAUUUAAUCAUAUCGUGAUAAGACAUCCUGCUAUAGCUUCUUGGGCUUUCUGGAGCAGUCGCUUGGCUCCCUGUCAAGCUGUGCUCUUAGAAGAAAACCUGAAAUCAAAUUAUUAACAUAUAUAGCAAUGUACAGCUAUGGCCAACAGUUUAGCAUCACCUACAAUUUUAGGACUGAGACAAAAAAAACAAACUAAAACAUAAUUUUAUAUCUUAUUUAACAUCAUGUAAUCAAAGAAACUGCCACAUGAUAUCGUGAAAGUCUACCAGACCGGAAGACAUAAUAAUAAAUAACUAAGUAUAUGGAAAACUGCAAAAGCGCUGUGUAAUUCAAUAUGAUAACGCAACAUUAUUCAGCAGGUUUCAUUCGACUUUAUGAAGCAAAAUGAGUUCAUUCAAUAGGGUGAUGCAAAACUUUUGGCCAGAGCUAUAUUAUAGCUUCACACUUCUACUAGCCAUCUGAAAAGAAGAAACUCUGGAUUAAAAUAAUCCAACAAUGCCUCUUAAAAGGAUGAUAACGGGUUUUAUUAGAACGGAUGGGUUUAAAAAAAAAAAAAAAAAAACUUGAUUGGUUUGAAAUUUAAUUGAAGUGUUACCUGUUAAUUUUGUACAGCAAUUUUAAAUAAAGUGAUUCAUGUUAUCCGCAUCAGAA